GGUGUUUUUUUUUUUUUUAUUAGUUAAUUCAUUGAACUCGGCUCUCUGACGGGAAUUCGGGCGGUUAUCUGGGGGUUGCGGUUCAAGCACCACUAUUUGUUUUACGUUUAUACGCUAUUCAAACGGGGGAGAAUCGUUGCGAGCUUUUAUUUCACCUUUUAACUUUACUAAGCGGCAUUUUCCGCCUUUUCACCCCCACCUCCUCUCUUGACCGUCCCGCUCGCGCGCCCCCCCCCUCCCCUUGAGUGUGAGUAGGGGCCUGCUACGUUGGUUUGGCCACGAGGCGGAUCGUUAUAUUUUGUACGAACCGAUGGCGGAGUUCGGUAAUGGACUGGCGGAGGAAUCUCUACUCGAUUCCGACCCUGGACACCAAGAGCUGGAAGACCCGGGCGUCGGCGACGAGGAGCCGGGCUUAGAAGAGGGAGAAGCCGCAAUUGAAGACCCUGAGCUGGAGGCUAUCAAAGCCCGGGUGAGAGAGAUGGAGGAAGAGGCAGAGAAACUGAAGGAGCUGCAAAAUGAGGUGGAGAAACAGAUGAAUCUAAGUCCACCACCAGUUGGCCCAGUCAUCAUGUCGUUUGAAGAAAAAAUGGAAGCCGAUGGCAGGUCUAUAUAUGUUGGAAACGUCGAUUAUGGUGCAACUGCAGAGGAGCUUGAGGCACACUUCCAUGGCUGUGGAUCGGUAAAUAGAGUCACCAUCCUGUGUGACAAAUACACAGGGCAUCCCAAAGGGUUUGCAUAUAUCGAGUUUGCAGACAAAGAGUCUGUAAGAACAGCAAUGGCUUUGGAUGAGUCUCUUUUCAGAGGAAGACAGAUAAAGGUUGGUGCGAAGAGAACAAACAGACCUGGCAUCAGCACCACUGACCGUGGCUUUUCCCGGGCUCGAUUCCGAUCAAGGGGAGGAGGAAACUUCUCAUCACGUGCUCGCUACUACAGUGGCUACACACCACCCAGAGGCAGAGGACGGGCCUUCAGGUUUCAGGACCAGUGGAGGCUGACGACCCCUCCCCAGGUGGCGCCGCCGCCCCCCACUGUCUCCGCAGCAUCUCUCUCUCUCUCUGCUCCCGCUAUGCACACGCACCCCAUUCUGUCCGUGUGGGGGGGAGGGGGGCAGGGCGACCACAGGCCAGCCACGGGGGGCAUUUAUUACAACAGCAAACGCUGAUGAUGGUUUUAGUCUUUCACACCUCAAUACACACAAACACAUUCACACGACAGCACACUGCAGUACAGAUGCCACUUAGCAAGCCGCCAGCUCCACACCCAAUUUUUAUAUCUCGUCAACAUAGUUGAGAGGCAGGCAGGUUUUUCAGGAGUGAGGAAGACAAAGCAAGAUGGGAUUUUUUUUGUGUGUAUGUUUGUGUGUGGACGAGGUUGUGUUACACUCGAGCCCCACCCCAUCCUGACGACGCGCAGUGCAGUCACGGCUCGUCGGAGGGAGGCUGGCCAGCUCGUGGCAUUGAUUUAAUUUAACAACUGAAUUGGGCUGUUAUUUUAAGGCGGGGUAAGUUGGGGACAGUGGGAGUUGUGUGCAGACAUUUGUUUUCAUGGGAAGAAAAAAAGAGGGAUGUGGGAGUUAAAAAAAAGUUUUGAUUUUUUUUUUUAACUUUUUUUUUAACCCAUGGUCUGUAAUUACAAAAAAAAUAAAGAUGUGUGAAAAGAAA
Molecule: messenger RNA, 1661 nt
Organism: Syngnathoides biaculeatus (alligator pipefish)
Lineage: Eukaryota; Metazoa; Chordata; Actinopteri; Syngnathiformes; Syngnathidae
Gene: pabpn1
Product: poly(A) binding protein, nuclear 1
Exons: 7
Coding region: 311-1162 (283 amino acids)
Molecular function (GO): RNA binding
Source: RefSeq, a predicted model, not a curated record